Chelonoidis abingdonii (Abingdon island giant tortoise) is the source of this 1055-nucleotide messenger RNA. NCBI's taxonomy places the organism in Eukaryota, Metazoa, Chordata, Testudines, Testudinidae. The record is from RefSeq and is a predicted model, not a curated record.
AUGGAGCCGGGACACCAAGCUGGCUGGGCUCACAGCUCUGCCCUGUUUCCCCUGUCGCAGGUGGUGAAGCUGAAGGCAGUGUUCCCCCACGGCGCAGGCUUCGUGCUGGUGUUUGAGUACAUGCUGUCGGACCUGGCCGAGGUGAUCCGCAAUGCCCAGCAGCCCCUGACACAGGCCCAGGUGAAAGGCUACAUGCUCAUGCUGCUUCAAGGAGUGGCCUUCUGCCAUGCCAAUAACAUCAUGCACCGGGAUCUGAAACCAGCUAAUUUACUCAUCAGCUCUACGGGGCAGCUGAAGAUUGCGGAUUUCGGCCUCGCCAGGGUGUUCUCCAAUGACGCAGGCCGGCUCUACAGCCACCAGGUGGCCACCAGGUGGUACCGUGCCCCAGAGCUCCUGUAUGGUGCCCGGAAGUAUGACGAAGGGGUGGAUUUGUGGGCUGUGGGCUGCAUUUUUGCUGAGCUGCUGAACAACUCUCCCCUCUUCCCCGGGGAGAAUGACAUCGAACAGCUCUGCUGUGUGCUCCGGGUGCUGGGGACCCCGAGCCAGCACAUCUGGCCGGAGAUCACGGAGCUCCCUGACUACAACAAGAUCUCGUUCAAAGACAACCCACCCAUCCCGCUGGAGGAGGUGCUGCCCGACGCCCCCCCACAGGCCCUGCAGCUGCUCAAGCACUUUCUGGUCUACCCUUCCCGGGAGCGUGUGAAGGCAGCCCAGGCAUUGCUGCAUCCCUAUUUCUUCACCUCCCCGCUGCCCGCCCACCACUCAGAGCUCCCUGUUCCCCAGCGGGGGGACAGGACAGCCCGACAGGGACCCCAGCACCAGCGCGACUUCCACGUCAAGCGGCCCGUGGAGGAGUCUGUGGUGGACCCCGAAUGGGUGGCCCCUUAUGUGGUGUGACGUGAAGAUGGGACGUGGGGGCCUGUCCCCUCUAGGGGGCGCUGGUUCCCACCUAGCCCCAUAGCAGGGACUGGCUGACUCAGAGGGGUGGGAAAUGUGGCACCGGGCCAUUCCCCUCUAGGGGGCACUGGCUCCCACCCAGCCCCAGGGCAGGGACU